UUCGCCUUCAAACCCAUUCUAGCGAGAUUUGAUCAUCGUUCUAGUUAUUUGUUUUGUUGCAACUUUCGCUGGUGUUUCCGAUUCUUAAACUGAAAAUGUCGUCUUGCUGUGGAGGAAACUGUGGGUGCGGAAGCGGCUGCAAGUGCGGCAACGGCUGUGGAGGCUGCAAGAUGUACCCAGAUUUGAGCUACACCGAGAGCAGCAGCACAACAGAGUCAUUGGUGAUGGGAGUAGCACCUGCCAAGGCCCAAUUCGAGGGUGCUGAAAUGGGUGUUCCAGCUGAGAACGAUGCCUGUAAGUGUGGGCCAAACUGCAGCUGCAACCCAUGCACCUGCAAGUGAAGAGCCCACACGCUCACACGCACAGCAGAAGCAGAGAUCCUUUUAGUUAAAUAAUAAUAAUAAUAAUAAUAAUCAUAAUAAUGAUAUCUAGUAGUGUUAUUAUGUGUAUGUGUUACUGGUUUUGUGUACACUCUUCUGGUGGAGUGUUUAAAGAAAAAACACUCCCCGUUUUGGAGUGCUUAGAAUAAAGUGGCCUGUGUCUUGCUGCAUCCUUGAACUUUAGCUUGGGUGUAUCUAGCCAUGGGUGCUUUGUUUCUUUGUUGCUUUCUUUGCUUUCUGUAUAAACUUCAGCUAAUCCUGAAUCGUCCAUCUCUGCUGGUUAAUGAAAUGAUAUUAAAGAAUUAUCGGAAGAA
Messenger RNA from Arachis duranensis, 694 nucleotides. RefSeq names its product metallothionein-like protein 2. The transcript has 2 exons. Gene Ontology annotation, molecular function: metal ion binding. The coding region runs from base 96 to 341 and encodes 81 amino acids. The record is from RefSeq and is a predicted model, not a curated record. Lineage: Eukaryota; Viridiplantae; Streptophyta; Magnoliopsida; Fabales; Fabaceae.